UUAGACUAUUCUUUGACCUCAAGGUUCUUUGGAGAAACAAACAUGUCUUCCAUGGAAGGUUUCAUUCCUGAUAGCCCUGGAUAGAUAACGUUUUAAAAUUAUAAUUAGUUUAGUUAUUGGGUCAUAAUAUAUCAAAAUGUGGAAGUUUAUUCACAGCAUUCCAAGGGCCUUUAGGCAAUAUGUACACAGCCCCCGUCCUUCUGCUGGUCUCUAUGUUGAAGAAGAACAGGAAGUUUUGGAAACUGCUGAAAAAUCAGACAAGUUUUGUCCAUUCACGUGGAUAACCAAAGGUUCAAAAGAUAGAAAUGCAGGGGAAAAACUUUCAUGUAGCUCAGAAGUGUUAAACAGUCUGUCUGUUGAGAAUGGAGAGUCUAGGAAAAAUAAAAGAUGUAAUCUCGGUGAAGGACAAUCUGAUAACAACACUGGAAGCAAGGAUAGGCGGGAAUGGUGGCAGUCUUGUCAGUAUGAUAUCUGGCGCCUCAUUCAAGGAUCACAUCGCAUGGCAGAAGCUGUGUCUUUGGGUUCAGCAGUACUUUGGGGAUCUGAGAUUGACAGAUUUCGUCGCAAGUCCCGCCUCCUACACAGAGUCCUGUUUGCAUUGCCUGGCAGUGGGGGCAGCACCAUCAGUUGCAUCAACUCAGCCAGUGCUAGAAUUGUGCCCAUUGCUACACCACAGGAAAGUCAGCUUUUGGCCAUUAAAGAUGCUGCUGGAUCUGCACAGGAUGCUGAGAUCAAUAAAACUAAAUCAGAGACUUUGGACUCAGCCCUCCAAGAGUUCCAGACUAUGUGCGAGGAAUACACAGCCUUCAAUGAGAGCAUUCUGGGACUGCAGGCUGUAAACCAGGGGGACAUGAGCACAGCUGUGGAACACCUGCGCAGAUCGUGCUUGUUAGGAAAUACUUCGGCCUGCUUCAAUCUUGGCCUAUGUUAUGAAACUGGUUCUGGGGUGUCUCAAGAUUUAGAAAAAGCAGAACAUUAUUACAACAUAGCUGCCAAAGCUGGUCACAGUAUGGCUUUGUUUAACCUAGGCUUAAUGUACCUAAAAGAGAAGGAAGAUGAUGAAGAAACUAGGGCUGUGUGGGCAUGGAAGAGAGAAGAAGGGAUAAACCUUUUAGACAAGGCAGCAAGACUUGGACUCCCUGAGGCUUUGCUGUACCUUGGCGUUCAUCAUAUCCAAGAAAAACAGGACCCGGUCAAGGCGGUGCCCUACUUCAAAGCAGCAGCAGAUCAGAAUGACACUGAAGCCCAGUACUUCUUAGCCAUGUGCUAUGAGCAGGGUUGGGGUGUUGAGGUCAACGAGUGCAAAGCUGCCCAUCUGUACUCUGUGGCUGCCAGUGCAGGUCAUGAAGCUGCUCUCUACAAUUUGGCUGUGUUUAAUGAAUACGGCCUUGGUGGAUUGCCUGAAGAUUCUGUUGCUGCUGUGAACUUGUAUGAAAAAUCUGCCCAGCUGGGAUAUGAACAAGCUAAACAUCGUUUAGAGGAAAUUUCAGAAGCUUCCAAGCCAAAACUCCCAGAUAAUACAGAAACCUUUCACCAACUGAAUAUAGAGCAAAUAGGUGACGCAACUACACAUCAUCACAGCUCUGUCUUGAGUCCAUCAGCAUCUUCACCCAACUUAUCUGACUACUUUCAUCGACAAGUUUCAUCAUUUUUCAGCUUCACUUCCACCGAAGGCAUGUGGGGGGAUAAAAAUAACCCAUCUUUUGGCUCUGACCUCCAAGAAAAUAAACCCAUUUUCCAUCUGGGGUCAUACAAUCAUGAAGAUUUACCUGAACCCUCGUUUGGUUCAAGGAAUUUGUAUGAAAAAAUAGAUAGAGAUGCCUUAUGCUCUAAAGAACUUCACAGAUCUCGAACUUAUCCCAGUAUAGCUCUUGCAGCUUUGUAAGACAUUCUGGCCUUUUGUAAUUAUAUGUACAGUUUUUUUUUUUUAAAAAGCAAUCAAUGAAAUAAUCAAUGCUGUUUUUGUCUAUCCAAAUACAUUUUUAAAUCACAUGAUUUAUAAUUUAAAAAAAAAUGCCAUUGUGUUCACGCAUGUCAUUGAUUGUUGGAUAAAUUAAAAUAACUCUUGAGAGUUUAUAGAUUGGUUCUUGUAAACAGGCAUUAUGGUAAUAGUAUAGUGCACAAACUAUUGAGUAUUAGGGUGUUAAAAUUGCUUUCCUAAUUACUAAAAUUUACAUGGAGGCCAGAUUGUGUUGUUUCCCUUUACUUGAGCCUUAUAUUUAUAAAACUGUAUCUGUGGGCUUAGCAGAUGGUUGUUUAAAUUGAGGCUGCACACAUUUUUUUGUUUUGGCCAGAAUAAUUUUAAUUCUGUUGAAUGUUGCUAAUUCAAAUCUUUAUUCACGUGUUAAAACCAAAGCUACAACUUUUGUGCAUGACAGAAUCAUCCACAUCAUUCCCCUAAGCACAAACUGUUAGCUUUCUUUCAUUCUUUUAUAUUUUUUUGUCAAAGAAUGUGAUACCGUUGAUCAGUUGUUUUAUGUUAAAAAUAUUUGCCUCUGCAGUCUAAUACCAAAUGAAUGUAAAUAUUUAAAGAUAUAUUUUUUCCGCUUUUAGUGAAAUAAGCAGAGUAGUAGAGUUUGUAUGAUCAAAAAUUAAAAUUCACUCAUUGAGUGA
Physella acuta is the source of this 2613-nucleotide messenger RNA. RefSeq lists its product as uncharacterized. The record is from RefSeq and is a predicted model, not a curated record. Gene Ontology annotation, molecular function: protein binding. NCBI's taxonomy places the organism in Eukaryota, Metazoa, Mollusca, Gastropoda, Physidae.